CAUACCUGCAAGUCCCAUGAAACCUAACAGCCCAACAUGAAAUGAUCAGAAAAUAAUAAACCCAAAUAACAUUUUUCCUUUUUAAUUCUCCAAUUUCAUAAUAAUUUCUUUUGUCUCUGAUUCUAUGCUAUUCGAUUGCUCCAUCCAUGGCUUCUAAUGGAACAUCUCCGAGAGCGGAAACUGAGAACAGCUUGGAGAAAAUCAAGAGGCAGCUUACGUCGGGUUCAGGGAGGAAUCUGUUGCAGGGGCCGCUCCUUAAGAGAUCUGAAACGCUGAGGAAAUGGAACGAGCGAUGGGUGAUCUUGGACCCCACUACUGGAAAAAUGGAAUACAAGAUUCGGAGGAAUGAGUCAGUUGUCAAGGGAACCAUUACAUUUGAUGCAAAUAGCACAAUUACCAUCUCUCCUGUAAACUUCCAUGGACUACCAAAAUAUGACGGCUGCUGUUUCUAUAUUGGUACCCCCCAGAAACAAGAUUACUUCCUCUGUGCUGAAACUCCUGGUGCUGCUAGAGCUUGGGUAUCAACUCUACUUGCUACUCAAUUGGUGUUAAAGGCCCACAAAGAAGCUGUGAAUUCCUUAAGUGGAAAUACUUCUACAAAAUUAGGGACAGUAGCAAGAGUUGUUGCUGAAGCCAACUCAAGGGCUCAGGAAGCUGCUAAAGAAAUUGAAGCAGCAAUGCGGAUAUCCAUGAGAAAUGCUUUGGGCGUGGUGGCAAAUAGACCAAACGAAGGUCAAAUGGAUGAUCUGACAAUCAUGAAAGAGACAUUACGAGUGAAGGAUGAGGAAUUACACCAUCUGGCUAGGGAUCUUCGUGCACGGGAUUCAACAAUAAAAGAAAUAGCAGAGAAACUAUCUGAUACUGCUGAAGCGGCUGAGGCUGCCGCAGCUGCUGCUCAUACAAUGGAUGAACAGAGAAGAAUUGCCUGUGCUGAAAUUGAGCGUUUAAUGAAGGAUUCAGAGAAAGAGAGAGGGUCAGCAGUGUUAAAGUCAAGGGAAUCUGAAGAAAAAAUUGAGGUUCUAAGUAAGGAGAGGGAUCAACUAUUUAAGCAAAGAGACUCUGCUCUUCAGGAGGCACACCUAUGGCGUUCUGAGCUUGCAAAAGCUAGAGAACGUGUUGUGAUUUUAGAAGGAGCUGUUGUUAGAGCUGAGGAGAGGGCAAGGGUUGCAGAGGCAGAUGCUGAAGCUAGGGUAAAAGAAGCUGUAGAGAAAGAAUUAGCUGCUGUCAAGGAGAAGGAAAAGCUCCUAGCAUAUGUAAAUAUGUUGCAAGGACAACUACAAAGGCAGCAGAGUGAUACAAAGCAAGUCCUUGAAGAGAAGACUGAGUCAUGCUCGGAUGUAGGUAACACCCUUCCAUUAACAAAGCAUGUAGACUUGUCGGAGAACGUAGAUAAAGCAUGUCUCAGCGUUUCAAGAUCUAUCCCCGUCUCUGAGGAUGGUAUAGUCCAGUUAGCUGUAGAUCAAGUCGAUCUCUGUUCAAUUGGGGAUGGGGAAUGGAGUGAUAUUAGGGCUACAGAGGCGAGGAUAGCUGAUGUAAGAAUAUCCCCUGAAGCAGAGGGUAGCAGCUUGGAUAUUCCUGUUGUGAGUCUACCAGUUGACAAUCAUCAUGAGCAUGGAGGGAAUUCAUUUCACCAGCCUUGAGUUUUAUUAACUCUUGAUGUACCUUAAGAAAAAACCAACUUGAGUGUGCGGUUGGAGCAUCAUUAAAAAAUCAGUCUUUUCUUAUAUGUUCUUCUGUACCUUUUUUUUUUUU
Telopea speciosissima is the source of this 1752-nucleotide messenger RNA. RefSeq names its product switch-associated protein 70-like. The record is from RefSeq and is a predicted model, not a curated record. Bases 147 to 1640 code for a protein of 497 amino acids. The transcript has 10 exons. Gene Ontology annotation, biological process: endosome organization; receptor recycling; retrograde transport, endosome to Golgi. NCBI's taxonomy places the organism in Eukaryota, Viridiplantae, Streptophyta, Magnoliopsida, Proteales, Proteaceae. Gene Ontology annotation, cellular component: trans-Golgi network; recycling endosome; early endosome.